Messenger RNA from Suillus bovinus, 542 nucleotides. RefSeq names its product ribosomal protein S10p/S20e-domain-containing protein. Gene Ontology annotation, molecular function: structural constituent of ribosome. The transcript has 5 exons. Gene Ontology annotation, cellular component: ribosome; cytosolic small ribosomal subunit. Bases 88 to 456 code for a protein of 122 amino acids. The record is from RefSeq and is a predicted model, not a curated record. Lineage: Eukaryota; Fungi; Basidiomycota; Agaricomycetes; Boletales; Suillaceae. Gene Ontology annotation, biological process: translation.
AGCAAUCUCAGUAAACCUUAAUCAUCACUCUCAUCCACACACAAACCUUAGUCACCUCUGACUUAUUCAAAAAAAAUAUAGGCCAGAAUGAGUUACGUCGCUAAGGACAAGGAGUACGAUGCAGCAGGUGCUGUCCCCGCUGCCAAAAUUCAUAAAAUUCGCAUUACCUUGACGAGCAGCAACGUCAAGAACUUGGAAAAAUUCUCCGCCGACCUCAUCAACCGUGCAAAGGACAAGCAGCUCCGUGUCAAGGGCCCUGUCCGCCUCCCCACUAAGGUCCUCAAGAUCACAACCCGUAAGACUCCUUGUGGUGAAGGUUCGAAGACCUGGGACCGCUACGAGCUCAAGGUGCACAAACGUCUCAUCGACUUGCACUCCUCCAGCGAAGUUGUCAAGCAGAUUACUUCUAUCAGCUUGGAGCCUGGUGUUGAGGUUGAAGUCACCAUCUCGGCUUAGGUAGAUCUACUACACUGUAUGUAAGCUUUAUGACAGCGCAUCAAUGUAUGACACCUUGCUCCGCGCGGUGAAUUGUAUGCUUUCAU